Psilocybe cubensis is the source of this 330-nucleotide messenger RNA. RefSeq lists its product as uncharacterized. The record is from RefSeq and is a predicted model, not a curated record. The transcript has a single exon. The coding region runs from base 1 to 330 and encodes 109 amino acids. Lineage: Eukaryota; Fungi; Basidiomycota; Agaricomycetes; Agaricales; Agrocybaceae.
AUGUCCUCGUACACCCGCCUUCCGCGCGCACCACGUCUCCAAAGCAUCCCUCUCCCUCCUGUUGAUGACGACUACAGGGAUCAGGAGCUCCUCACAUAUGCUCUUCAAGACCGCUACUCUCCUGCGUCCUCAGAAUCUUUAAUUCUGAGCCCGUAUACACCACCGAAGACAAGCCCCAUAUCCCUGUCAUUUGACAAUGUCUAUAGCCAGUUCCAGGCUCUCAAUAUUGCCGCUGGAUCAUCCGAAGGAUCUGAGUACUACACGUCCUAUGGGCACCACCGCAAAUCGAGUACAGCAGGAUCCAAGAAGCAAGGUCGUCGACUUGGAUAG